CAGUCGACGAUUGUACUACAGAAAGGCUAUACAACUGCAAAAAGCAGUGGAAGCGUCUUCUGUUUUGUAAACGCGUUUCGCUCAUCUGGUCAAUGGAUUACACAGUUUCUCUACAAGUGCAACAUCAAUUGACGGUGUUUCCGACACACUUGUACCAGGGCUACAGUUUGGAGUUACAGAUGAAGUCUACAGAAGUGGACCAAGGGCUUUUCACAGACAGCUACUGCAAAGUGUGCAGCGCUCAGCUCAUCUCAGAGUCUCAGAGGGUUGCCCACUAUGAGAGUCGGAAACAUGCAAACAAAGUGCGUCUGUACUACAUGCUACAUCCCAGAGAUGGGGGCUGUCCAGCUAAGAAGCUCAGAACAGACAAUGGCAGCGAGGAGGGGGACGUGGACAAGAACAAGUGCUGUACGCUGUGUAACAUGUCGUUCACCUCCGCGGUGGUGGCACAGUCACAUUACCAGGGUAAAAUCCACGCCAAGAGACUGAAGCUGCUUCUGGGGGAGCAGCCUGCCAUCACAGCCAAAGAGGUGCCGCCCAGUCCAGUAAAAAACUCCCCAGAAACGACCCCUGUGACCUCGCCACGGCAACGCCGGGAUUCAGACCGCUACUGCCAGCUAUGCAACGCCUGGUUCAACAACCCGGGUAUGGCGCAGCAGCACUACGACGGCAAGAAGCACAAGAAGAACGCAGCCCGCGCAGACCUGCUGGAGCAGCUGGGGAAGACCUUGGACAUGGGAGAGAUGAAAGGUCUGAAACGUAGCUAUACCUGCGAGGUCUGCAGUGUCACACUCAACUCUGUGGCGCAGUACCAUGCACAUCUGCAAGGCUCCAAGCACCAAAACAACCUGAAGAAUCAGAUAUGUGUCCAAUGAGUCUUGAAGUGAAGAACAAAACAACCAUUGGAUUGAUGUCAGACAAGCUGUGGUCAGCUUGCCCGCUUCUUUUGCCUCUGCUCUACUCCUUUCACUCUCUCUCUCUCUCUCUCUCUCUCUCUCUCUCUCUCUCU
Hypomesus transpacificus is the source of this 1009-nucleotide messenger RNA. It is a transcript of the gene zmat4a, whose product is annotated as zinc finger, matrin-type 4a. Gene Ontology annotation, cellular component: nucleus. Gene Ontology annotation, molecular function: zinc ion binding; nucleic acid binding. Bases 93 to 875 code for a protein of 260 amino acids. Lineage: Eukaryota; Metazoa; Chordata; Actinopteri; Osmeriformes; Osmeridae. The record is from RefSeq and is a predicted model, not a curated record. The transcript is spliced from 7 exons.